Molecule: messenger RNA, 783 nt
Organism: Chiloscyllium plagiosum (whitespotted bambooshark)
Lineage: Eukaryota; Metazoa; Chordata; Chondrichthyes; Orectolobiformes; Hemiscylliidae
Product: transcription factor SOX-4-like
Biological process (GO): brain development; positive regulation of transcription by RNA polymerase II; negative regulation of transcription by RNA polymerase II
Cellular component (GO): nucleus
Molecular function (GO): RNA polymerase II cis-regulatory region sequence-specific DNA binding; DNA-binding transcription activator activity, RNA polymerase II-specific
Source: RefSeq, a predicted model, not a curated record
GUGCCCCCCCCCCAGCCCCGUGUGGGAGCUAGAAGCUGCUGCAGAGAUUGCUGAGGGGGGGAUGAGGCUGUGAGCGGCUGGAGGAGCGAGAGGGAGCCGCAUUCUUCAGCAUCACAAGUUGCAGGGUUCUCUUCUCUGGCCUUUCUUAAACAUGGUGCAGCAAAGCAAGGCUGCGGACACUCAGAGCGGCGGCGGCGGCGGCGGCAUCGCGUCUCGGGAAGCGGCAGACAGCGGCAUCAGUGACAUGAGUGCAGCUUCCAGCCCGAAUCCCGGCUUCUCCCCAGCCCCUUCUGCGGAAUCUCUCUGGGCCAGCGGCUCUGCCAAAGGAGAGGAGGAGGCGAGCUGUAACCCUGACUGGUGCAAAACCCCGAGCGGGCACAUCAAGAGGCCCAUGAACGCCUUCAUGGUGUGGUCCCAGAUCGAGAGGAAAAAGAUCAUGGAGCAAGUGCCGGACAUGCACAACGCCGAGAUCUCCAAGCGCCUGGGCAAGAAGUGGAAAAUGCUGAAGGAGACCGAGAAGAGCCCGUUCAUCCGAGAGGCAGAGCGCCUGAGGCUAAAGCAUAUGGCGGAUUACCCCGACUACAAAUACAGACCCAGGAAGAAGGUGAGGGCAGAGGCUGGAGCAGGAGCAGAGGACAAGAGCUGCCGAAAGGAGCCCAAGUCCUUCAGGAAACACAGCCGCCCCCAGAAGGGCAACUUCACCCGCCUCAGGCCCCUUUCUUGCAACCCCCACAUCUCCUACCUACUCCUGCUCCUUUAAUAAAUUCAACUGUUUUUUCCAAA